AUGGCUUUCCGAGAAUGGUCAACUGAGAGAUUGACAGUGUACUCCGUGUUAUGUCCUCGGCCGAACGAGAUUGAGUUUGUGAGUUACAUAACCAGGGGUCAGCCUCCGUUAUUUGUUGACUUGGAGGAACUUGUGUUGGGUGAGGAUGGGCAACCAACACAGGAUGCUUUGCGAAGCCAGGCCGAAAAGCUUGCCUCCACAUUGGAAGAACGAGCGGAGGCAGCCCGAAUAUUUAAAGACUCUACACCACCUCCACCGUCUCCUCCACGUGCACCGCCCGCAGUUUCAGAUGGGUCUGGUGUUGACCCAUCUCCAGCUUCAGUUCCUGAUGGGUCUGGUGUUGACCCAUCUGCAGCUUCAGUUCCUGAUGGGUCUGGUGUUGACCCACUUGCAGCGUCACAGGGUCCUCCUGUUCCCCCGUCAGCUUCCAUUCCCAGCACCUCGGAGGCUCGGGAUCCAGUAUACCCUGCCAUUUUGGCAAGGUUGGAGACUGUGGAGAGGGGGCAGGCCGCUCUGCUAAGAGGACAAACAGCGAUUAUGGAUCAGUUGAAGACCAUAAUGACGCUCCUGCAAGAUCCUGGAAGGCCGGCAGCAGAUUCACAGCCACAGCCACAGCCACAGCCACAACCGGAAGAGGAGGCUCGGACACCGGAAGAUGACUUCAUUCUCCCAAAUGAUUACCAACCGGAUGAUGAUGACAUGUUCUGUACACCUGAGAAGACGAAUAUCACCAGCAUCGGGGAUACUUAGGAUUCUGAGGUGCAGGUGUUAGAGACAGCUCCAGAAGUCAUGGAGAACCGGAGGAAGAGAAGGCGGCCUAGGUGGUUCGCUGAGUACACUGAAAUGAAGAAGAAGGCUAGGGCUACUUCGACACUCGUGAAUGCGGACCCACUUAGAGUGGUUGAUCGGAAGCUGCUCAAGACUUUUCACAAUUGGGUACUCGGCCAGAUUGGGAACAAUUACCCGAGAGAGUGCUUCACCGGUCGAUACCAUUCGUCUUGGUUCCUCGAACUGCAUACUCCGAAAUUUUGGCUUGGGAACGAUCAUUUGGAUGCGGCAUUCCAUUUGAUGAGGAGGCGGCAACACUUUUAUCCCGAGUCCUACCCGAAUAGAUGUGUCAUAAUGCCGUGUAUUUUCCCAGCAGGAGUUAUUACUCGGUGGGAAGCUGCGGGUGAUGACCAGGCUAACUAUCAGUGGGACGAGAGCAUAUUAGAUUUGAUUCGAGAGGAUGAAAGUCAAUUCUUGGCCAGUUGGAAGAACAAGGAGAGAAUAUAUAUGGCCCUCUACUUCGAUGGAGCAAAGCAUUGGGUGGCAUUAGAGAUAGAUCUGGAUCAUUGGUUGUUGAACAUAUUUGACUCCAGCCUCGGAUCGAUUUCCCCGAACGAAUUGAACCGUCACCUGGCAAUGUGGGAAAAAUUACUACCAAAUUUGCUGAUGCAGGCUGGCCCUAUUCGAGAGUCAUGACAUGAUCCUCGUGCCUCAACUUACCGCCUCAGAGAGCCAGGUCAGAAAUUUCACUUCAAAAGUCAUGGAUCGGGCCGUUGUUCCACAGACAAAGACAAGCGGUAACUGCGGGAUGUACGUGAUAGAGCACAUCGAGCAUAGUAUGCUGGAAACUAC
Cannabis sativa is the source of this 1620-nucleotide messenger RNA. RefSeq lists its product as uncharacterized. NCBI's taxonomy places the organism in Eukaryota, Viridiplantae, Streptophyta, Magnoliopsida, Rosales, Cannabaceae. The transcript has 4 exons. The record is from RefSeq and is a predicted model, not a curated record. Bases 1 to 750 code for a protein of 249 amino acids.